AUGCAUUGGCAGCACGUGAUUGUUGGUGAUUUUAUCCAUGUAUCGCUGGAUGAAGUGAUUCCUGCUGAUAUAUUGCUAAUCCGGUCGUCUGAUCCGGAUGGAGUUUGUUUCGUUGAAACAUCUAACUUGGAUGGCGAAACCAGUCUUAAGCAGAGGCGUGUCCCUGCCUCGAUGAUACUUUAUUCAGGGGUCAGUUUGUUAUGUCGUAUGAAAAUAUUGCUGAUUGGACUUGCCGUAGUGAAAAGCGAAGAGUGUAGCCGGAAUGGAAAUUUCUGA
Messenger RNA from Gongylonema pulchrum, 276 nucleotides. Lineage: Eukaryota; Metazoa; Nematoda; Chromadorea; Rhabditida; Gongylonematidae. The record is from the annotation of a GenBank genome assembly.